AUGGUUUCCCUCACCAAUAUCCUUCUUCACGCCUUCCUUUGGUUGGCUCUUGCAGCCACCACUUUUUCCUUAUCUCCCAACUUUUAUGAAAAGUUUGUCCACAAGGAGCGUCACAUGGGUGCUUCUUUACUUCGUCUUCACUUCCAUAAUUGCUUCAUUAAUGGUUGUGACGGGUCACUUCUUUUGGAUUCUACAUGUUCUUUCGAAACCGAGAAAAAUGCUCAUGGAAAUUUGAAUUUUGUUAGAGGGUUUUUAGUUAUUGACAAAAUUAAGGCUAAAGUGGAUAGAGUUUGUGGACGCCCUGUAGUCUCUUGUGCUGAUAUCUUAGUUGUGGCUACUUAA
Messenger RNA from Gossypium raimondii (Peruvian cotton), 342 nucleotides. Its product is annotated as peroxidase 34-like. Lineage: Eukaryota; Viridiplantae; Streptophyta; Magnoliopsida; Malvales; Malvaceae. The record is from RefSeq and is a predicted model, not a curated record. The coding region runs from base 1 to 342 and encodes 113 amino acids. Gene Ontology annotation, biological process: response to oxidative stress. The transcript is spliced from 2 exons. Gene Ontology annotation, molecular function: heme binding; peroxidase activity.